Messenger RNA from Monoraphidium neglectum, 498 nucleotides. RefSeq lists its product as hypothetical. The record is from RefSeq and is a predicted model, not a curated record. The transcript has a single exon. Lineage: Eukaryota; Viridiplantae; Chlorophyta; Chlorophyceae; Sphaeropleales; Selenastraceae. Bases 1 to 498 code for a protein of 165 amino acids.
AUGCUGCGCCGGCCGCCCGCCGUCGCAGCGUCCAGUCGCGGCUGCAACGUCAUCGGCGGGCCCAAGCAUGCAGGCGCAGCGGCGCGCUGGCGCGACGCCGCCGCGCCCCCAGUCGGAACUGCAGCAGCUGGUGCAGCAGCCACAGCAGCAGCAGCGGCGCUGCUGAUCGCCGGCCCCCUCUCGCCUCACGCCGCUGCUGCCGGGGCGUUGCAGCCGCUGUUCCCCGGCGGCCCAGAGCCGAUACCCCGCCAGACGCCCCCCGGCAGCGGCCCCCACAACCCGUUGCUGCGCCUGCCACCGCCGCCCCCCGCCGCGCCCGCGCCGCUGGCGCCGCCGGCGCCCGGCGGGGGCUCGGCGCAAGGGGGAGAUGGCGAGGGGGGACGCCAGGCGUGCCCCGGCGACGGUCCUGGCGGCGGGGGCGGCGGGGGCGGCGGCGCGGGUGAGGCGCUGGGUGACCAGAUGAGGCAGCUGCAGAAAGGGCUGACUAAGCCCUGCUAG